Mollisia scopiformis is the source of this 2025-nucleotide messenger RNA. RefSeq lists its product as uncharacterized. Gene Ontology annotation, cellular component: endoplasmic reticulum membrane. The coding region runs from base 1 to 2025 and encodes 674 amino acids. The record is from RefSeq and is a predicted model, not a curated record. NCBI's taxonomy places the organism in Eukaryota, Fungi, Ascomycota, Leotiomycetes, Helotiales, Mollisiaceae. The transcript has 4 exons. Gene Ontology annotation, biological process: lipid droplet organization; lipid storage.
AUGGAUCUCAUCAGGAAGCCUGUCCGUGUCGUGACGUCGAAACCAGCGCGACAGACAUACCUAAACACGAUCCUGUUCAUGAUCACAUCGACGAUACUGCUGGGACUUGCUGCCUUUGCAUAUAUUCUAUUCUACCUGAAUUAUGUACCGCAGAUUGGCAUUGAAAGGAUUAUCCAUCUGCAAUAUGGGCACGCUAACCCCUCUCUCACAAUGGCGAAAGCUAACCUUGCACUCAAAGUGACGGACCCCAUCCUGUCCUCAUCUGAAACACUCUUUUCCCUACCCCUCUACCUUCUUGGACUGAAGCGUGAAUCGGAAAUUCUGCACAUCCCGAUGGCAGAACUGGCUACCUUUCCAAAGGGAUGGAAGAACAUUCCAGGUUACGCGAUGCUGGAACUACAGUCGGAACAAGAAGUGCAGGUUUACGAUGUGCGAAUUCAGUUUCAGGCACGAUUCGGAGGACUGAGGUGGAUUAUGUAUAAUCACCGGAUAAUCUCGUUCGUGGGCUUUACAUUCGCAUUCUGGAUGUCAGAAUGUGUCUUCACAAUACUGGGUUGGCUGGCUUUGCGAACUCUGUUCUCCAGCAGUGGAGAAAAGGUGAAGAAGGAAGUGAAGGGUGAUGAGACGGAUACAACGGCUAUCAAAAAUGAAGAAGAUGAGGAAGAACCAGAUUUAUCAGAUACGCCGAGGACGUUUCCUACAUACGGACGACAGCCACCACUAAGGUACACGCCAAAGAUCAAGGAUGAAGAUAGUGAGGAGUACAUUAUUGAUGAGACGGCUAUUCAGCCUCUUGCCGCCGAGGCAGAUGACGAAGACGAUGAAGAGUUCCAACACAGAAGUGGAAGAACAGACUCAGGUAUUGGAACGAGUUUUAGUGAAGGAGGAGAGAGAAGUGGGGCCUCGAUCGGCGAUUGCCGUGCAUGUGAGGAUGAGGCUGAGCUGAAUAACCUCAACGCCCAGCUCACUUUUCUUCUGUUACUGCGUGCAGAACCAACUCACGGCGAGUAUAAUUGCAGCACGCACAUUUUGCUAGUCCAGCCUUCGAAGAGAACGACCUUCUCACCGAGACGAGCGGAACAAGUCUGUAGUCUGAGUGCAAUGUCCGGCCUCGAAAUCGUAGCCGCUAUAGCAAGCAUCGUCUCCGCCUUCAACGGUUCCAUCUCAAUAUAUCGCUCAUGGAGAGACAAACGUAAUGAACGCAAAGAACGCAAAGAGAACCAGACACUAGAACGAUCCCUCAAGAAAGGAAAGACCACAAUCCGGCACGAAUACGACGCCCAUUUCGCAAGGCUGGGGCAGCAAUUUGCGGUCGGUGAUGCUCAGGCAAGACUGGAAUUAUUCGGCUAUAUCAUUAAACUUCAGCAAACUAUCAUGACGCUCAUGACUGAGUCGAAUUCGACAGCUUCGGUUGUACUGCCUUGUUUUCCUGGUGUGUUGGAGAGCUCGGAGAGUACACGGAGGGGAGUUUUGACUACGCUUGGAGAGCAGUAUCAGCGAAUGGCGCAAGCACGGCCUCUUCUUUCGCCCGGCUCUAUACAGCACUCGUUUGGGCCACAAGGGGUCAAUGUGCAACGUCCACAGGAUCGCAAUGUACAGAGGGCACCGGAAACACUCCAGUCACCAUAUAUGCCACAGCUUAGAUCCACAAAUCGAAUGACAGGGAGUAUACGAACAAUCGAAGUAGAAGGGCGUGACCAAUCGUCUAGUUCCGACUUUUCGCUUUAUUUCACAGAGGCAAUUCGCAAGAAUGAAGAACGUGAGCGGCAGUCCGCCUCUGACUUCUCAAGCUAUAUUGCCAAAAGAGCUCGAGAAAUAGAAGAACGUGAGAAACAAGCUACCAACGAUUGGCUACUUUAUAUCGAUGAAGAAAAACGCAGAAGAGCAGAAGAGGAGCGGCAAGCUACUGACACUUUUCUGCGUUAUAUCGAUGAGGAAAAACGCAACAAAUCUAAACGUGAAGAGCAAAGGACCGACGACUGGGUUCUUUGGAUGGAUUUAGAGGAGCGUAGGAAACAAGAGUAA